This is a messenger RNA of Amoebophrya sp. A120, 1702 nucleotides long. NCBI's taxonomy places the organism in Eukaryota, Dinophyceae, Syndiniales, Amoebophryaceae. The record is from the annotation of a GenBank genome assembly.
CAGCAAGUGUUUUUAGACAUUAACGAAAUAAAGCACCUACAUCUUCACGGCAAAGAAUCCUCCAUCGCGGAAAAGUAUACCAGUGCAGCUGCUGUCUGCACCAUGUCUACUGCACCGCAAGAACGACAACCCGCGCCGACUCAAAGCGACCGCUCUUCGCCAUCCAGCAGUAGUUCGUCGAGUGAUGAGUCCUCGUUUCGCGAUGACCCCGAAAUCGCCGCGGUGCUGGAGCGGCAGCGGCUUCGGUACGCCAAGGAAUACGCCCACCGGGGCACGGAGUUCACACAAAUCACGCCUGAAUUCGAAUUGCGCCAGCAACUUCUAGGGCAAGAAAUACCACAGGGUGCUGGAGGAGCUACAGGCACUGCACUUCCGGCCGGAGGUGGGGAGGCGGGGGCAGCUGUGCCGCUUUCUGCUGCGAGUGCCGGCGCUGCUCCGACCAGGGGUUACACCAUGUCGUCGGGAAGUGCAGCUAUGGCACAAGGAGGGUCUUACCUUCAAACAGGCCUAGGAUCUGGGGGCGGCGGUGCUUCAGGUACUUAUGUCAUCCAUGUGUAUGUUCAUCAAGUACAGUAGAGCAAAAAAAGGUGGAGCGAUUUCAGUGCAGUCUCCAUGACACGAAAAAAGUGGCAAGAAUUGCCUGUCUCGACCAAAUAAAUGUUGCGGCUGCCGCUAAAAAUUGUGUAGUUUAAACCCAUGCCCAUGAAGGUCGUACCGCAGGAGCAGCGUAUACCGCCUACGACACAUCAGCCCUUCCUCGAACAAACCCGGCCCCUGUGUACGUGACAGAAGGCCCCGUACAACUUCCGACCCAAACGGCAUCCGGAUGUUCCUCUGGUUUCGUUCCCGCAACGUCCAGCCGCGACGAUUGGCCGCAACGGGACCGCGAUACGACGAUGGCUACGUUGCGCCGACAGCUGCAGGACGAGCGGGAGCAGUAUUUGCGCGGACUGAAGCAGUGGGAAGAGGAACGCACGACGUUUUUGGAGGAGAUCCGGACCAAGGACCGGAUUAUCCACCAGCUCGAGCAGGAAUUGAUCGAGCGACCCUCGCAUCGGGACAUCGCGACCAUGCGUACUAGUCAUGUUUUGCUGUAGUCAACAUGUUGUACAUGUACUAGCUGACUUAUCACAAGCUAAAGCUUUCGGUCUUCUCUUCUUGUAUGUUCAUAUUCUGUUCUGCAGAAUCUAGCUCUACUCUACUGCAUCUACCUCGCAUCUCCCCCUAGGUGCCGAGCUGCAGCGAGCGCGCGACCCCUCCGGGCAGGUGAAACAGACGUGGAAGAAGGCGGACCCGCGAACCAUGAUGGACGCCGACCGCAAGCUGCAUUCGCUGAACCGGCGGCGCAAAAUGAAGAAUCUGCCGGAGCUGGAGCACCUGGACCCGAUCGAACUGCGGCGGUUCUGUACCGCGGUGCUGAUGCAGCUGAAGCUGGCCGACCUGCAGGAGGGCGAGAAGGCGAUCGAGAUGAUGUGCAAGAUGGUGGAGCGAAGUCUUCUAUGCAUUGCAAAAGUAUCGUAGUCCUCGUACUAGUAGUAAUUGCAUUACAAGUUGGCCCAGCAUGGCAAAUGGAAUUUGUCAUGCUGUUUUGCCUUGGGAUGGAGAUUUGUAAUGCAUGACUGGGAUUACUACGAGUGCGAUACUUUUGCACAGGAUAUCUUCCCAACCUCCGGGCGUUUGCCGAGGAAAUCUACCGCAUCUA